AUGUCGACCCAAAUCCCCCCCACGCCCAAAAGAGCUCGCCUCAACCCGACCAAAGAAGCGAAUGCUGCCGCUGCCGCUGCUCCCGUAGCGACGAUCGUGUGCCAGUUUCGCAAUGCGCUCGAUGGGAGUCUGCUCGGUCCGGCGGUCUCGCUGCCUGCUGAUACGAGUCGGGAAGGGCUGGAACUGUUGGCGAAUACGUUGAGGGGGAGUGUGAGUGACUCGCUUGUAAAGGUGGUUCUGGAUGCGGCGUGACAGCGCUAGGACCGACUGACGGCUCGCUCGCUCAAUAGGAACAAGAUCCGGUCCCCUUCGCUUUCCACUUGAACCUCCCCAACACGACCCAAGAGGAGAACGUCGAGGACUCCCGUAUCGCCAUUACCACCUCGUUGCAUGUCGAUUUGUUGACCAAGCAUGCGACCAAGGUCUCGACCGAGGACGUUUUCGUCAUCGAGUGCGAACCCGAGGCCGUCUUUCGCGUCAGGGAGAUCACGCGAUGCAGUUCUUCGCUGGAUGGUCAGUUUGGCGACUAGACCAAUCUUCUUAUGACUAUCUGCUGACCCCGAUGCGUCUCGGUGCUCUCCCUGCGACCCAGGUCACGCAUCGCCAAUCUUGUGCGCUUCUUUCUCACCGACGGGCAGGAUUUUAGCCACCGGAUCCGGCGACCACACAUGUCGAUUGUGGAACCUCGACACGGAGACGCCUCAAUCGACGCUCAAGGGACAUGCCGGAUGGCUGCUUUGUGUCGAAUGGGACGGCUUGGAGAGGACGGUCGCGACGGGAAGUAUGGAUAAUUCGGUACGUUUCAAAAGAGCAACUCGAGUUUCACUUGAGAGCUCGGCCUUACUCACGCCUUUGCGACCCUUCUUCUGGUUCAGGUACGGCUGUGGGAUCCGAAAACGGGUCUGGCUAUUGGUGAUGCGCUACGAGGGCAUUCCAAAUGGAUCACUUCGCUCGCGUGGGAACCGGUUCAUUUGCAAGUCCAUCGCGCAGCAUGGCAGAUUAUCUAUUGCGCAACAUGCUGACCUUCCUGCCUCCUCAUUCGCUUCAGGAAUGUCGCCAAACCUCGAUUAGCAUCUUCUUCCAAGGACUCGACGGUCCGAGUAUGGAACGUCAAAGCGCAGCGACUCGAUUUCAGUCUGGGUGGUCACACCGCGAGUGUCAACGUUGUGCGAUGGGGUGGCGAAGGCGUCAUCUACACCGCUAGUAGUGAUCGGACAGUCAAGCUUUGGAGUGGAAAGGAUGUUAGUGACCCCCGAGUGGUUCUUGUUAGUAGUCACGUACUGAUGCCGUGAACCUUUCUCGAUCAGGGCAAACUCAUCCGAACAUUAUCCGAACACGCCCACUGGGUAAACACCAUGGCGCUCAACACCGACUUUAUCCUGAGAUCCGGACCCUAUGACCAAAAGGCCAAAACACCGGCCAACGACGAAGAGGGUGAGCUCUCAACCACUCGAUCGAGCAUCUAGGCACAGUGCUCACUUUGAACAGCUCCUAAUUUCACUUUCCACCCUGCAGCUCAAGCCCUCGCGCUCGCCCGGUAUCAAAAGUUCACCUCGACCCAACCCGAACUCAUGAUCACCGGUUCCGAUGACCACACCUUAUUCCUCUGGUCCCCUCUCGCUUCCGAGAAUCCCAAGAAGCCCUUGGCUCGCUUGACGGGGCAUCAGAAACAAGUCAACCAUGUUGCUUUCUCGCCGGAUGGGAAAUUCAUUGCCAGUGCCGGGUUCGAUAAUGCGGUUAAACUUUGGGAUGGGAGGACGGGGAAGUGAGUGAAGAGGGGCUCGGCUAGCAUGGGAGAAGGAAGAACUACCCAGACUGACAGAAUGCUUUGCUUCGCCUUCUUGCUCAGAUUCAUCGCAAGUCUGAGAGGUCACGUCGCGGCUGUGUACCGUAUUUCGUGGUCUUCGGACUCGAGGAUGUUGGUCUCGGCUAGUAAAGAUUCGACGUUGAAAGUGAGCAUCAGGCUCCUACGAUAAUUGUCUUUAUCGUCUGCUAGCUCGAGGGGGCUGACCCUAUACUACGAAUCCUCUGCCUGGCAGCUCUGGGACCUGAAGACGUACAAGAUCCGCAUCGACUUACCGGGCCAUACCGACGAGGUGUACUGCGUCGAUUUUGUCGCGGACAAGAUCGCCAGCGGCGGGAGGGACAAGAAGGUCAAGAUGUAAGCCCUUCUUUAUGACUCGGCUCGGGGGACUCAUCGACAAUAGUACUGAUGCGAUAUGUUCCUUCGCUGGUACAGCUGGAGGCAUUAA
This is a messenger RNA of Microbotryum saponariae, 2252 nucleotides long. The record is from the annotation of a GenBank genome assembly. Lineage: Eukaryota; Fungi; Basidiomycota; Microbotryomycetes; Microbotryales; Microbotryaceae.